This is a messenger RNA of Fragaria vesca subsp. vesca, 660 nucleotides long. RefSeq names its product TMV resistance protein N-like. The transcript has a single exon. Lineage: Eukaryota; Viridiplantae; Streptophyta; Magnoliopsida; Rosales; Rosaceae. The record is from RefSeq and is a predicted model, not a curated record. Bases 1 to 660 code for a protein of 219 amino acids. Gene Ontology annotation, biological process: signal transduction.
AUGUUCGGCAAACUUAAGCUCCUCUCUAAAGAGUUUGUACUUCGCUAUCUUAAUACUCUUCGAAGAGAUCAUCCUACUAUUACUAUUGAGGUUCCCGAAGAUUCCACCCGGAUCCAAACAGCACCUACAUCAUCUUCUUCCGCUUUUGAGAUUUUAAGAGAGGAGCUCCUACUCCUAGAAGCUUCAUCAUCUAGGCCAUCCUCUUCUUGCAAUUACGAUGUCUUCCUCAGUUUUAGGGGUGAGGACACCCGCUAUGGCUUUACAGACCAUUUAUACAGCGCUUUAUGCCGGACAGGAAUUGAUACAUUUAGGGAUACCGAAGAACUUCCGAGGGGAGAUUCCAUUGCACCUGAACUUCGAAAAGCAAUUGAAGAAUCAAAGUUUGCAGUUAUCAUUCUUUCCCCGAAUUACGCUGAUUCAAAAUGGUGUUUAGAUGAACUUGCAUAUGUUCUUUCCUGUAAGAAAACGAGAGGCCUGCGAGUUUUUCCGGUUUUUUAUCAUGUUGAACCAUCCGAGAUAAGAAAGCAAACCGGAAAAUUUGGCAGGGCUUUUGUUAACCAUAAAAAAGCUUUCAAGGACAAUACAUGCAAGGUGGACAAUUGGAGGCAAGAUCUAAAGGAAGUGGCCGAUGUCUCUGGAUGGAAUGCGAAGGACAGGUGA